Messenger RNA from Rhododendron vialii, 1186 nucleotides. Its product is annotated as ubiquinol oxidase, mitochondrial-like. Gene Ontology annotation, biological process: alternative respiration. Gene Ontology annotation, cellular component: mitochondrion. The coding region runs from base 94 to 1128 and encodes 344 amino acids. The transcript is spliced from 4 exons. Gene Ontology annotation, molecular function: alternative oxidase activity. NCBI's taxonomy places the organism in Eukaryota, Viridiplantae, Streptophyta, Magnoliopsida, Ericales, Ericaceae. The record is from RefSeq and is a predicted model, not a curated record.
CAAGCCACCGCUCUACAAUACCCACAAUCCACCGAUUCGAAGCCACUGAAUCCGGACACGCAUUCUCCAAAACUCGGAACCCCAACUCCGACGAUGAAUCACCUGAUGGCGAGGGCUGUUCUACGACGUCUGGCCGGCGGCCGGACCUUCAACUCGUUCAUCUCGACGUCCUCGUCGUCGCCGUUUCACGAGAUGCGGUUUGGUGAGUCGGCGCCGCUGUUGCGGGGCCGGGGUCUAGGGUUCUUCGGUGGGGAGCAGUGGGGGAGGACAAUGAGCACGGCGACGGGGAGGAAGGUGGGGGUGGCGGAGAAGGAGCGGGAGGAGGGGGCGGCGGACGAGAAGAAGAAAAUGGGGGAGGGGAGUGGGACGGCGGUUUCGAGCUAUUGGGGCAUUUCUAGGCCGAAGAUCACCAAGGAGGAUGGGACCGUGUGGCCCUGGAACUGUUUCUUGCCAUGGGAGACUUACCAAUCAAACUUGUCAAUAGAUCUUCACAAGCACCAUGUUCCAACAACAUUUCUAGAUAAAGUUGCUUUCAGAACUGUGAAGAUUCUCAGAGUUCCGACUGACAUAAUGUUCAAGAGACGAUAUGGCUGUCGGGCAAUGAUGCUGGAAACAGUGGCAGCUGUUCCAGGAAUGGUGGGAGGAAUGCUGCUACACCUAAGGUCUCUGCGCAAGUUUCAGCAAAGCGGAGGCUGGAUUAAAGCCCUGCUUGAAGAAGCAGAAAAUGAGAGGAUGCACCUGAUGACAAUGGUAGAGCUUGUGCAGCCAAAAUGGUAUGAGAGGCUAUUGGUUCUUACUGUGCAGGGGGUGUUUUUCAACGGCUUCUUUGUGCUUUAUCUGCUUUCUCCCAAACUGGCACAUAGAAUUGUUGGAUAUGUGGAGGAGGAGGCUGUCCAUUCAUAUACGGAGUAUCUGAGGGAUAUUGAUGACGGGAAAAUAGAAAACGUACCAGCUCCAGCUAUCUCCAUAGAUUACUGGAGGCUACCAAAAGAUGCAACCCUGAAGGAUGUUAUCACUGUCAUUCGUGCUGAUGAAGCUCACCAUCGAGAUGUCAAUCAUUUUGCUUCUGAUAUUCAUUACGAGGGGAAGGAGUUGAGGGAGGCACCAGCUCCUCUUGGUUAUCAUUAACAGGGAAGGACCUACCAGGUGGGGUGGAGUGGCACAUUCCACCCCCGUUUCAAAAAUA